Messenger RNA from Python bivittatus (Burmese python), 2523 nucleotides. Lineage: Eukaryota; Metazoa; Chordata; Lepidosauria; Squamata; Pythonidae. The record is from RefSeq and is a predicted model, not a curated record.
GUUGUUCCUUUCAGGUAACUGAAGAGCUUGGGACAAUCUUGGCCUGAUGAGAGGUGGUCUCCAUGUCAGCAUUGCUUUCUACCUCCUCACCAAACAUCAAGUGAUGGCAACAGGUGUGGGUUGAACUCCUGUCCAGAAGCAGAUGAAAACAUCAUGCUGAAACAUUUCACAGAUGCAGAAGACAGUGGAGGAACUGAAGGAAGUAGGGGCCAGCAUCUGGGAAAGAGGAACUGCGGGAGUUUUGCUGAACAUUUGAAGCCAACUUUUGAUCACACAGAGAAACAGGGAGAGGCCAUCUCAGAGAGCCCAGCCAUGGACAUUGUGGAGCGUAUUCUGGAAGUUGCGAAAAUCAUCUAUGGCAAAUACCAGAACAUGAAGUACUGUAAGAAGCAGAAAGAGCGCCUUAUAAAGCGCAUGGAGAUCCUCCUGAGACCUAUUGAGCUCCUUCGGGCUCAGUCCAUCAGAAACCUGUCCCCCAGUCUGAAAUGGAUGCUGCAGGACAUGUUGAACCUUUUGCUUGAAGCCCAGGAACUCUUUGACAAGUACAAAAGCCAGAACCUGCUGGAGAGAUUUGUGAAGGCUAGCGACAUGCUGGAAGAGUUUGCAGAUCUGAACGAGCGCUUUGGAGAUAUGGGUCAAGGGCUUUUGCUACAGCUCCAGGUGGAGCAGAAGGUGCUCGUUAGCUUUGAGAAGUGUGUAGUGAGCAAGGAACGCUGCCAAGAUCUAGCGGAAGACAAAGUUUGCUGGAAGGAGAUGCUCAAAGGGCAGCAGGACGAUACUCAUACAGAAAUCACAGAGAUAAACAAGCACUUUUUAACGAAGAUGACCUUUCUGAUGGAGAUGAAAGACCACAUUCUGUACAAAGGCGAAUAUUACAAAAGUCCCGUGGCCAUCAAAGUCUUCAAAAACCCUUUGACCAUCAACACAAAGGUGCCAGGUUCGGGGAAGAAGCCUGUCCAGCUACUACUCCACACAUCUGCAUAUGUGUUGUACAGAAAAGGGAGAACGAAGGACUGGGAAGCCUCAGCUGUCACAGGAUGUGACAUGACACUCUUGUUGCAGAAAACGUAUUGCAGAAAGGCGCCUUAUGGGAAGGUGAGGCAGAUCUUUGAGGAGGAGAUCAGGACGCUGAAGAGUCUGGAGUCCUCCUACAUUGUGCGCCUGUAUGGGAUCUGCAUUGAUGAAAGUGGGCCAGUCCCCCAGUUCUCCAUCAUCACCGAGUAUUGCGAAAAAGGCACCCUGAGGGAUGUGUUGAAGAAAGAACCUGACAUGCCUUGGAAGAUUCGCACAGAGAUGGCUUCAGAUGCUGCCGCUGGGCUGUACAGGUUGCACCAGACAGGAGACAAGUGCCAACUACAUCGUUGCAUCAACAGUUCCAAAUUCUUGGUUGCCAAGGGCUACUGUGUAAAGUUGUCAGGAUUUAAAUUGGACCAAACAGAGUCGUCUAUCAGUCGAAAAAAGGAUAAAGUCCCCAGGGAGGUCUCUUCUUUAGCCUACAUCUGCCCAGAGGGCCUGGCAUCCCUACACCAUCCGUACAACUUGGCUAGUGAAAUAUACAGCUUUGGGAUCGUGCUGUGGGAAAUCGCAACUGGGAAGGUCCCCUUUGCAGGCUGCAACUCUCAAGAAAUCUACAAGAAGGUUUAUAAGCAAAAGGUUCAGGAGCCUUUAGGAGAAGAUUGUCCCCCCUAUUUACAGGAAAUCAUCAACCAGUGUCGGAACUAUGACCCUUCCAAGCGUCCAACUGCUGAAGUCAUUGUGAACCAGCUUCUCAUUGAGGAGUAGCAGCCUGACUUCAUGAGUGGAAAUCAGUGAUGUCAUCAUGGAAACAGCAGUUAUUGAAGGGAGAUACCGCAGCAUCCCUUAUGCGUGGAGACUGCGCCCAUGCAGUGAAGGAGCAACUGAAACGCCAGAACGUGAUGGACUGUGUUGCUCCCUCUAGGCUGGCACUCGCCAGGACUUACGAUUCCCACUCAUCACCACACAUUCUGGUUGCUCUGAUUCUUUCUCUCAAGUUGCUACACUCAGACCUAUCUGAUUCUACUCCAGUGAUUACAGCCAAAUACUGUUCCAUAGUUUGUACAAUAUGCCGUAAUUUUUCUUCAGACGCCUAGAUAUUUUGUUUGGAAACCUUUCAAAUGCAGCUAUCCAUUUAGUUUCUACUUUAUAUCAUUGUUUUCUGUCCUUACUGUCAGUUGAAUCUUAUUUCUGCCUCAAUUUCAUUAGCUGCCAGAGUUAUUUUAACAGUGUAGAUAAAUAGGUGCUAUAACUGGAUUCUAACUUUUAGUUUUGAAACCAUAAUUAUUCCUUAUGUAUUGUCCUUCCUUGUACAUUACAUCACUACAUUUUUUAAGAUGUAAAAUAUUAAUUACAAUUUUUCCAUGACUUUCAGUAUAAUAAUGAUUUUAUGUAUUUUAGACUGGUAAUUUUACCAUUCUGUUAUUCUAAACAAUCAUUUAGCUGCCUUAUAUAAAUUGUAUUAUAUCUUGCUACAGGUAGUCCCCAGUCUAGGAACAAGUUCCAUUC